UUUUCCUAGGAUUGAAUGGUAAGGAACAUUCUCUUUCUAGGGCUCUAAUUCCUUUGAAGAGGUGACUGUUGACUUCACAGAGGAGGAAUGGGCACUGUUGGAUCCCAGACAGAGGGCCUUAUGCAGUGAAGUCCUGAUGGAGGUUUCUAGGAAUAUGGCUACUCUGACAGGUGGUGGGCUGGAGAAUGAGAAUGACAAGCAGAUGAGAUUAAUGCCACUGCAAACAACAAAGCAUGAAGUACAAGAAAUAAUGUUUGACUAUGAAGGGGAUCCAAUAAGUCAAGAGAGAGGACACUCAGAAGAUAUGGGGGACAGUUCCCCCACUUCUCUGCCUAUUGAAAUCCAUGGCUUCCUGACCCAACAAGGUCAGAAAGGGAAGAAAAAGGGAAAAUCCAGCAAAAGGGGGGAAAAUAAGUUUGAUUUGCCUGAGUAUAGCAGAUGUCAAACUAAAGGCUUUAUAAAUUAUGGAAAAUACAUCAAUAAUUUCUUCUCUUUUACUUUACUUAAGAAACUGUAUAGGAAAUACAAAUCACAUACGUUUAUAAAAGUUGGUAAGGAUUUCAAUCUGAGCAGAGAUAUGAAACUCUGCAUGAAGUCUGGAAAGAACUUCACUAUCAACAGUAUUUUUAAUCAUCAAAGGAUCCACAAAAGGGAGAGAACAUAUAAAUUCAUGGAGUGCGGAAAAAGCUUUUGUCAGGAUAGAAUUCUUACUCAUCAUAAAAGGAUCCACAUGGGUGAAAGACCAUAUAAAUGCCUAGAGUGUGGAAAGGGAUUUACUCGAAAAGGACAUCUUACUUGUCAUGAAAGGAUCCACACAGGAGAAAAACCUUAUAAAUGUACUGAGUGUGGAAAAGCCUUCAGAACAAAGGGCCAUCUGAUUCGUCAUAACAGGAUCCACACAGGGGAGAAAACAUAUACUUGCAGGGAGUGUGGAAAGCGAUUCAUUGAGAAUAGAGAUCUUAUUACCCAUCAAAGGAUCCACACAGGGGAGAGUCUAUAUAAAUGCCCUGUCUGUGGAAAGAGCUUUACUCAGAAAGGACAGUUUAAUUCUCAUCAAUGGGUUCACACCGGGGAGAAACCUUAUAAAUGCUCAGAGUGUGGAAAGGGCUUCAGUACAAACUGUAAUCUGGCUCGCCACCAAAAGAUCCACACAGGGGAAAGACCAUAUAAAUGCCUGGAGUGUGGAAAGAGCUUUACUCAGAAAGGACAGUUUAAUUCUCAUCAAUGGGUUCACACCGGGGAGAAACCUUAUAAAUGCCCAGAGUGUGGAAAGGGCUUCAGUACAAACUGUAAUUUGGCUCGCCACCAAAAGAUCCACACAGGGGAAAGACCAUAUAAAUGCCUGGAGUGUGGAAAGAGCUUUUUUGACAAUAAAGAUCUUACUCGCCACCAAAGAAUCCACACGGGAGAUAAACCUUAUAAAUGCCCAGAGUGUGGAAAGGGCUUCAGUACAAACUGUAAUUUGGCUCGCCACCAAAAGAUCCACACAGGGGAAAGACCAUAUAAAUGCCUGGAGUGUGGAAAGAGCUUUUUUGACAAUAAAGAUCUUACUCGCCACCAAAGAAUCCACACGGGAGAUAAACCUUAUAAAUGCCUGGAAUGUGGAAAGAGCUUUGCUCAGAAUAAAGAUCUUACUCGCCACCAAAGAAUCCACACGGGAGAUAAACCUUAUAAAUGCCUGGAAUGUGGAAAGAGCUUUGCUCAGAAUAAAGAUCUUACUCGCCACCGUGACCCAAUGGAGAAGGAGAAGCAGGAGAGGUUAAUGCCGCUGCAAACAUUAAAUUAUGAAGUAGAAGUGAUGUUUGGCCAUCAAGGGAAUCAAAAAACAAAAGAAAGAAGCCAUUCAGAAGGUGGAGAGGAAAAGAUCUCCACAUUGCAUUCCUUUUCUCUUACUUUACGUAAGAACCUUUUUAGGAAACACAAGGCACAUACCAUUGUGAAAUUGGGGAAGGUUUCCGGUCUGAAAAAAAAGACUAAAAUAUGCACAAAGUAUGGAAAUAACUUUAGUAGUAAGAGUAGUCUUAAUGGCCAUCAAAGGAUCCAAAAAGGGGAGAGAAUUUACCAACGCCUGGAUUAUGGAAAGAGCUUUUUUGACAAUAAAGUCCUUACUCAUCGGCAAUGGAUUCAUACAGGGGAUAAACCGUAUAAAUGCUUGGAGUGUGGAAAGAGCUUCCAUUUCAGGAGUAGUAUUUAUCGCCAUGAGAGGAUCCAUAGAGGGGAGAAAAAACUUAGUUGCAAGGAGUGUGGAAAGAGAUUUUUUGACAAUAGAUCUCUUACUACCCAUCAAAGAAUCCACCUUGGGGAGAGACCAUAUAAAUGUCUGGAGUGUGGAAAGAGCUUUUUUGACAACAAGGUCCUUACUCGUCACCAAUGGAUCCACACAGAGAAUAAACCAUAUAAAUGCUUUGAGUGUGGAAAGAGUUUUAUUCAGAAAGGACAACUUAAUUCUCAUAAAAGGAUGCACACAGGGGAGAGACCGUAUAAAUGCAGAGUGUGUGGAAAGAGCUUCCGUUUGAAAAGUUAUCUUAACCACCAUGAGAGAAUCCACAGAGUGGAGAAAAAACAUGUCUGCAGCGAGUGUGGAAGGAGAUUCUUAGAGAAAAGAAUUCUUACUAUCCAUCAAAGGAUCCACACAGGGGAGAGACCUUAUAAAUGCAUGGAUUGUGGAAAGAGCUUUAUUUUGAAAGGAAAACUUAAUUCUCAUAAAAGAAUUCAUACUGGGGAAAGGCCAUAUAAAUGCUUGGAGUGUGACAAGAGCUUUUUUGACAACCAGGUACUUACUCAUCAUCAAAGGAUUCAUACAGGGGAUAAACCAUAUAAGUGCCUAGUUUGUGGAAAGUGCUUUAUUGAGAAAGGAAAACUUAAUUAUCAUAAUAGAAUCCACACAGGGGAGAAACCCUAUAAAUGCAUAGUGUGUGGAAAGCAAUUUACUCAGAAAGAAAAUCUUACUAAUCAUGAAAGAAUCCAUACAGGAGAAAAACCAUAUAAAUGCACAGAGUGUGGAAAAAACUUCCGUAGCAAGCCUAGUCUUAAUAGCCAUCAAAGGAGCCACAUGGCUGAGAAACCAUAUAGUUGUGAGGAAUGUGGAAAGUCCUUUGAUUUAAUAGGAAAACUUAAUUCUCAUAAAAGGAUUCACACAGGAGAGAAACCUUAUGAAUGCACACAGUGUGGAAAGAGCUUUACUCAGAAACAACUACUUAAUGCUCAUCAAAGGCUCCACUCAGGAGAGAGACUGUAUAAAUGCACAGAGUGUGGAAGGAGCUUCAGAACAAACACGCAUCUGGCUCGACACUUAAAGAUUCACACGGGGGAUAAACCAUAUAAAUGCCUGGAGUGUGGAAAGAGCUUUAUUCAGAAAGGACAGCUUAAUUCUCAUAAAAGAUUCCACACAGGAGAGAGACCCUAUAAAUGUAUGGAGUGUGGAAAGAGCUUUUUUGAGAAUAAAGUGCUUACUUGUCACCAAAAGAUCCAUACAGGGAAUAAACCAUUUAAAUGCACAGAGUGUGGAAGGAGCUUCAGAACAAACACGCAUCUGGCUCGACACUUAAAGAUUCACACGGGGGAUAAACCAUAUAAAUGCCUGGAGUGUGGAAAGAGCUUUAUUCAGAAAGGACAGCUUAAUUCUCAUAUGGAGUGUGGAAAGAGCUUUUUUGAGAAUAAAGUGCUUACUUGUCACCAAAAGAUCCAUACAGGGAAUAAACCAUUUAAAUGCACAGAGUGUGGAAAGAGCUUCAUUCAGAAAGGACAACUUACCGGUGGGAACAUACAUCUAGAGAACAUAGGUUGGUAUGGUGUAGUGGUCUGUGGAAAUGAUGUUAGGGGAAUGGUUGAAGAUCUAUACUGA
Messenger RNA from Thamnophis sirtalis, 3844 nucleotides. Lineage: Eukaryota; Metazoa; Chordata; Lepidosauria; Squamata; Natricidae. The record is from RefSeq and is a predicted model, not a curated record.